Messenger RNA from Gastrolobium bilobum, 575 nucleotides. Its product is annotated as ubiquitin-like protein 5. Gene Ontology annotation, biological process: mRNA splicing, via spliceosome; protein modification process. The record is from RefSeq and is a predicted model, not a curated record. Gene Ontology annotation, cellular component: nucleus; cytoplasm. Gene Ontology annotation, molecular function: protein tag activity; protein binding. The transcript has 2 exons. NCBI's taxonomy places the organism in Eukaryota, Viridiplantae, Streptophyta, Magnoliopsida, Fabales, Fabaceae. Bases 73 to 294 code for a protein of 73 amino acids.
CCAAAAGCAAAAGGUUGAGUCAAGAGCGAAAACAUUAGGUUGGUGAAUUGGGGAUUAGGGUUUUGGGUGAAAAUGAUCGAGGUGGUUCUGAACGAUCGAUUGGGGAAGAAGGUGCGGGUGAAGUGCAAUGACGAUGACACAAUCGGGGACUUGAAGAAGCUGGUGGCGGCUCAGACGGGAACGAGAUCUGACAAGAUCCGCAUUCAGAAGUGGUACACCAUCUAUAAGGAUCACAUCACUCUCAAAGAUUACGAGAUCCACGACGGCAUGGGUCUCGAGCUCUACUAUAACUAAGCUCAAGGUGUGCUUUAUGCAUAACAUACUAUAUGCUGGGAACGGGAUAAAAGCGUCAAAUGUUUGUGUAACUUGUGAAAGACCUCUUGGAUUGGAAUAAUGUAUACAUCACCUUAGAUGAUAUUGGGUUUAAUUUACUGUUGGAAUCGUCAGUAACUGUAUUAUCCCCUUAUAUAUAUAUAUAUAUAUAUAUAUAUAUAUAUAUAUAUAUAUAUGUAUUUCUGACUUGUUCCUAGAUUCGUAUGAAUGCAGUAAUUCUGGUAGAGUCUGAUCUAUUUCAA